This is a messenger RNA of Lucilia cuprina (Australian sheep blowfly), 1305 nucleotides long. It is a transcript of the gene fbp, whose product is annotated as fructose-1,6-bisphosphatase 1. Lineage: Eukaryota; Metazoa; Arthropoda; Insecta; Diptera; Calliphoridae. Gene Ontology annotation, cellular component: cytosol; cytoplasm. Gene Ontology annotation, biological process: sucrose biosynthetic process; gluconeogenesis; fructose 6-phosphate metabolic process. Gene Ontology annotation, molecular function: fructose 1,6-bisphosphate 1-phosphatase activity. The coding region runs from base 146 to 1183 and encodes 345 amino acids. The record is from RefSeq and is a predicted model, not a curated record. The transcript has 4 exons.
AAAAAAUUUCAGUCUGGAGUAACAACUCGUGGGCAACAGAUCCAAACAACAAGUUGAUUGAACCAUAAAGGAUUUACUUUUUUUAAAUAUUUUUUUAUAAAAAAUUUAAUAAUUUAUCAAGGUCAUAAAAAAGGUUUAAUUCAAAAUGACUGGCGCUGAUAACAAUAUGACACAACAAGGUCAAGCUUUUGACUCUAACGCCAUGACCUUAACACGUUUCGUGUUACAGGAACAGCGUAAAUUCAAAAAUGCCACCGGUGAUUUGUCACAAUUAUUGAAUUGUAUUCAAACUUCGAUUAAGGCUAUUGCUUCGGCUGUACGUAAGGCUGGUAUUGCCAAAUUGCAUGGUAUUGCUGGUGAUGUUAAUGUUCAAGGAGAAGAAGUUAAGAAAUUGGAUGUUUUGUCCAAUGAAUUGUUCAUCAAUAUGUUGAAAUCUUCCUAUACCACUUGUUUGAUGGUUUCGGAAGAAAAUGAAAAUGUUAUUGAGGUGGAAGUUGAGAAACAGGGCAAAUAUAUUGUUUGCUUUGAUCCUUUGGAUGGUUCUUCGAACAUUGAUUGUUUGGUGUCUAUUGGUUCUAUUUUCUCCAUUUACCGCAAACAAACUGAGGGUGCUCCUACUGUUCAGGAUGCUUUGCAGCCUGGUAAUCAAAUUGUUGCUGCCGGUUAUGCUUUAUAUGGUUCAGCCACCGCUAUUGUUUUGGCUUUGGGACCUGGUUCCGGUGUAAAUGGCUUCACCUAUGAUCCUGCCAUUGGUGAAUUCAUUUUGACUGAACCCAACAUGCGUGUCCCCGAAAAAGGCAAAAUCUAUGCCAUCAAUGAAGGUUAUGCUGCUGACUGGGAGGCUGGCGUUUACAAUUAUGUAGCUGCCAAAAAGGAUCCCUCAAAAGGCAAACCCUAUGGUGCCCGUUAUGUUGGUUCUAUGGUAGCUGAUGUUCAUCGUACCAUUAAGUACGGUGGCAUUUUCAUCUAUCCCGCUACCAAAUCUGCUCCCAAUGGUAAAUUGCGUUUGUUGUACGAGUGCAAUCCCAUGGCCUAUUUGAUGACUGAAGCUGGUGGUUUGGCCAGCAAUGGCAAGAUUCCCAUUUUGGAUAUUGUGCCACAAAAGAUCCAUGAAAGAUCGCCCAUUUUCUUGGGCUCCAAAUUGGAUGUUGAAGAAGCUUUGGAAUACUAUCAAAAAGCUUAAGUUGUUCUCCGCUGUUGUGAUUAGUUUUUAAGUUACGUUUUUUAUGUUUAUUUAAAAGUGUUUUUCUGUUUAAUUCUACUAAACUGAAAAUAAAACCAAAAUUUUUUCUAAAAAUCUAUAAA